Trichobilharzia szidati is the source of this 3158-nucleotide messenger RNA. The record is from the annotation of a GenBank genome assembly. NCBI's taxonomy places the organism in Eukaryota, Metazoa, Platyhelminthes, Trematoda, Strigeidida, Schistosomatidae.
GGCGGCUCUCCCAGUCUCAAGGUCGUUUCAAAAUUCUUUGUGGAUACAGCAAGUUUCGAAGUUAUUCCCUUAAAAUGAUGAAAAUUGUAUAAUUGUACAUUUUGCAGCUAACAAUGUCAGAUAGGUAUGAGCAUUAAAGAGAAUAACAUUUCUAGUAUGGAAAGUUUGAAUUUGAGACAACAGUUGAAAAGAUAUCUGCCAUAUUCCAAAUGCCAGAAUGAAGGAUGUAAAUGUAGUACAUGGAAGUCAACUGAUUUGGAAACAGACGACAAAGUUAACGAUGCUGUGUGUAAAAAUUGCCGUCACGUUCAUUUUAGCCUGUCUGACUCAAAUGCUAGUGUUUGGCUUAACAGCGCAAUGCAAAUGGUUAACGAUGUGGAGCGUAUGUAUGUCUUGUGCACAAAAGAAGAGGACACCGAGACGAGAAAUAUUUAUUUUUGUAUCAUGAAGCGCCUUCGUAAAGCUUUAAUGAACAAAGUACAACCUGUUUUUGAUGAUAAACCUCCAUUUGAACGACCUAAUAUAGAGACAGCUGUUAGAAAUGCUCUACUUCUUUGCGCUGUUACUAAUCCUCAAAAACCAGACAUCACGAUUGAAUUGUGCAAAUUAUUUUUGUCCUAUAUUAAUUCUUAUAAAAUAGCAUAUCCAAGCCAAAGAAUUCACAAGCAUGAAAACAAAACAGGAUAUAAAUUAAUUUAUAUGAGAUGGUUGUGUCAUUGCUAUAUACCAAAGUUUUGUCUUACAUUACCGUAUACUGAAGUUACCUGUGCAUUUGGAAAGAAUUUCCUAUUAGCUGUUUUACCUGAAAUUAAACGAAAACUAAGUGACUUUUUCAAAAAUAAUUCUACAGCCUCCUCUAUACUGGAUGUCAAAGCACAUUUGAUACAGCCUUUAUUGCGGUUAUGCAGUUUACUGGAGGAUACUAUUGACAGGGAUGAUACAACAUCAAUAUGGGAUCCAUAUUUUCGAGUACCAUCGCUUACUGACUUCCAUAUUAUUACUCCUAAUAAAUUGUUACAGUCAAUUUCUAUUGAUCACAUAGUUCAUCAUCCUACACAUCAGCAUAGUCUGUCUCUCGAUAGUUCAGUUGACCUGAAAACAGACAUAGCUGUUACACCACUGAUCACUGAUUCUAAAUUGAAUAAACCAUUCAGUAACUCUGAUCUGACAGUUUGUGAUACAAGUAUUGAAGGAAAUAAAUGCAUUAAAGAAGAAACUGAGGAAUUAUCUACAAAACCAUAUAAAAUCAAUGAAACUUCAGCCAGUCGGAGAUCAAGCGUUCGUCUUCGAAGUCAGUCUUCGCUAGUGAAUGCAUCCUCAUCUCUGAGUGAUUCAGAAAAACUGGAUUGUAAAUCCGAGGAGAAAUAUACAAUUACUCAUAGUGAUUUGAAAAAACCUUUAAGCAAGAAACUGCAUUUACCUGUUUCAGGAGAUAUUUGCAUUACUGAAUUAGAACAAAUUUUGGAAGAAAUUAAAAAUGGUGAAAGUCCUCAAAAAGGAUUUUAUCCUUUUCAAACACUGCAUUCACUAAAUGCAACAAGAGAUGCUGCUGCCCGUCAAGAAGAAUCUGCGGGGAAUAUUGAAUUUCACAUAGUUAACAACAGUUUAAAUCCAAAUCAAGCUCCACAAACAUAUAUAUGGCUUUUGGAAUUAUUGAAUGUAUUCGCCUUACAACUACCUCGUAUGCCAAAAGAAUAUAUCGCGCGUCUUAUUUUUGACCCAAAACACAAAAAUCUCAUCCUACUCAAAGUUACUGAAGGCAAUGAAAAACACGCUAUUGGUGGAAUAUGCUUUCGUAUGUUUCCAUCUCAGGGAUUUACGGAAAUUGUGUUUUGUGCAGUUAUUUUCAAUGAACAGGUUAAAGGCUAUGGUACACAAAUGAUGAAUCAUUUGAAAGAUUAUCAUAUUCAGCAUAAAAUAUUUCAUUUCCUUACAUACGCUGAUUCAUUCGCUACUGGAUAUUUUAGAAAACAAGGAUUUUCACGAGAAAUACGCCUCUCUCGACAAGCUUAUGUAGGAUUUAUUAAAGAAUAUGAAGGGGCUACAUUAAUGGGCUGUGAAUUAUACCCAAAUAUUAUAUAUACACGAUUUUCUGAAUUGAUAGCGAAACAAAAGGAGGUUAUUAAUCGAUUGAUAGAACGACGUCGUGAGUCGGUAAAUCAAGCUUAUCCAGGAAUACCUGCUAAGUUAUUUCGUAAUGGACCAUUGAAACCAGAACAAAUUCCUGGUCUAGCUGAAUUAGGAUUUACUACAAAUCAGUUCCCCGAUUUAUUUGAUAAAAUCGAUAAUGUAGAAUCAUCAGAAAAUGUGACAAACAAUAAUAUUAAUCCAUUAAAACGUGAAUCAUCGACUGAUCAAAGCAUUGAAGAAAUCCAAAGUUUUCCAAGGAAGCUACGCAAACGUUCAUUACAAUCUCCUCUUAAAACAACAUCAAAGUUACAGAUGAGUCCAAAAUUAAAUUCAAGAUUACGACGUCAAAAUAGUUUGUCGAAAAUGCCAGAUCCACUAGAACCUGUUUGGAUUCAGAAAACAAAACAGUUAGCAGAAAAGAUACGUCCUGUUUUAAGCGCAGUCCGCAAUCAUGUGUUAGCUGGUCCUUUCCAAAGACCUGUCACAGAAGAUGAAGCUCCAGAUUAUCAUAAAAUUAUUGUUUUUCCAAUAGAUUUAGGUACAAUGUGGGAUCGCCUAAAAUCAAACUAUUAUGUUACCAAAUCUUUGUUUAUCGCUGAUAUGAUGCGAAUGUUUCAUAAUUGUCGUACUUAUAAUCAACAAGACUCAUAUCUAUAUAAGACUGCAAAUACUUUAGAGCGUUUUUUUAUCAAUAAGAUGAAGGAAGCCAAUUUAUGGCCUUAAGUCUUAUGAACAGUCACAUAAUUUAUGUAUUUCUGUACAAAUUCAUUAUUUUGUGUGUGUUUUUUUUACUCUCUUCAACAUGAUUGCGUUUAUUUCUUUAUAUGUAUAUGUGGUGUUGUGCAGUCUUAUGCUCGUAGGUGGCAUUCUGUAAAUUGUAAAUAUAUAAUUAUCUGUUGUUAUUAUUACUAAUAAGUGUAUAUGUGUAUUACUUACUCUACUUUGAUUAUCUUUGUGGCGAGAGAUGAUGAUGAUGAUGAAACGGGAAUUUCUUUUCCCUUGACUUUUUAACAUAGCUGCACACUUCA